Messenger RNA from Suillus plorans, 1353 nucleotides. RefSeq lists its product as uncharacterized. The transcript is spliced from 6 exons. Lineage: Eukaryota; Fungi; Basidiomycota; Agaricomycetes; Boletales; Suillaceae. The coding region runs from base 1 to 1353 and encodes 450 amino acids. The record is from RefSeq and is a predicted model, not a curated record.
AUGCCUGCUGUUCGCCAACAUGUCUGCCAUUCUGCAAGACUGAAAGUGGACACUCAAACUCACCUAAAGGCAAUGAACUUACCCCCACCCCCCAUCCAUCUGGAUCCUGUGGAAGAGGGAAAUCUUGAGGACAUGGAUCUCCACCGCACAGACGCUCGCACACUAUUCUAUGAGGGGAAAAAAUUGGCCCCUUCCAGCAAUGAGGAGCAUCCUUCUGGAAAGGACAAAGGGGAGAUCCAUCGUAUCUUGGCGAAACUGAUCUUCAAGACCGACUCAGACUAUUCAGCAGCAUAUGCUGAGGAUCCAAAGAAGUUUGACAUAGUGGUGGGCAAUCACAUCGUUUUUCUUAAAAAGUCUUUCAAAGAGCAACUCGACAAAUUCAACAAGACCAGUGCUGGUGUCACCCCGCUUGAUGAAAAUAUAGCCAUCAAUCUACAUAAACAAGUCUUACUUGAGUUCCUGUGGUACGACCAACUUCACCCCUUUCUGUUCUCUAACCCAACAGUCAGCGCCAAAAUAUUCACCUCCCAGCUGGGAGUCAACUAUGCUACUGAUUUCUACAACCUCAUUCAUCCAUAUGGGGGGGCUGGUCCCUCUAUGAACCAAGAACCUCAGCACCCUCCCACGCAUCCUCAGUUCUCUCCUAUGCAGUCUCAAUUCCCUCCAAACUCUCAGCUCCUGCCUCCAGACCCUCAACUCCCUCCCGCACAGCCUCAGUUCCCUCCUGCACAGCCUCAGCUCCCUCUCCCAAGCCCACAUAACAUUAGCAAUCACCCUCCUCAUUACACUGGUGCUGAAGGCAAUCUAAUUGACGAUCCGGAUGGUGACCUCUAUGGUGACCCUUAUGCUGAUGAGGACGAGCUCGGCCCUUUCUCUGCCCUCCUCAGCAAUGCACUUGAUACAUUGGAUGGGGACGUCAAUAUGCAUGACGAUGACAGGGAGUUCAACUCCCAUCAUGACUUCAUCAUCCUCAACACUUCUCCUUCUCCCCCUCCUGCCAAAUCAAAUUCUUUUAUUCUCUCAUGGAAGUCUCAGACACCUGCAUACCACAGUUGCAUGACAUUUGGUUCUGCUUCGCCUUGCAGCCAAGCACCAGGCAGACUAUCCUCAUUCAUUUCACCAGUGGCCAUGUUGCGCAGCCACUCCAGUCCCGCAUCCACAAUAUCCUUGUUGCCCUACAUGUCAUCUGACUAUUAUGUAUUACCAAUGGCAUCCCAAACAUCAUUGUCUACAAAGCCAUGGAGCUCCACAAGCUCAAAGAAGAAGAAGACCUCAAUGAUGGACGUGGAGGACCACCUUGGCAUGCUCAACAAUAAGAUCUCAAACAUCCAGAGUGACAUGUCCGAGCACUGA